AUGUUUGUUGGCUUUGAAUGCAUUCUCGAUUCUUGUCUGGGCGAGCGAGAUUGUGGACACAUGUUCAUCUCAUGUAACGGUUUUACUACCACACGCGGCCUCACCCCGCGACAUGCAGACUCAGGCGCAAGCAAGACUACGCAUCUCAUCAAAUGCUUCACGUCAAAGCAACCGGCCGUGUGCAACCCAGUCCCCCGACUUCUGCUCGCGCUUGUAUAUGUACACAUUCUCCUUGGACGCCGCAAACACGUACCCCUCGUCCGUCGCCCCCAUCGCUCGAAACUCCACGUCCCCGCGGAUCCCGCGCCCCUUUUCCCGCGACUUGCCCGGGGCGAUGCGGCUCUCCAGGAUGGCGCCGUCCGUGCUCAGCGCGAGCAGGAUGUAGCCGGCCUUGCCGCCGAGCCGGAUCCAGGUAAUCUGUCGAGGCGGCGGCGACUGGGUCGUGGGUAUGUCCAUCUCACCUUGCUCCGUCCUCUGCGUCUGCGAGCACCGCAUCUCGACCGGCGGGGACUGCCAGUGAUCCGUGACGCACUCGUACCCCGACAGCCCCGUGUCGUCUUCCAGCGCCAUGUAGAUGAUGGGCGUGGCCUUGGCGGACGGGUCUGUCCAGUCUCCCGUCACGGCCAGGCUCGUCGAGAUGGUCUGCCCCGUCACGGUGUGCGCCAGGGGCGCCGCGGGAAACGUCUCCCACUUGGCGUCGCCGUCCGGGUCGCUGGCCAGGGCGAGACGGAUCCUCCCCUCGGCCGUCACGUACGCGACGACCAGGAACUUGACGCCCUGCUUGCUCUGAUGCCAGGUGGCGGACAAGGCCGAGCCCAUGGACGCGGCGAUGCGCGCGGCCGCCGGGUCCACGCGGCCCUCGGUCCACUCACCCGGGCUCGCCUCAAAGACGUGCGUCAGGACGUGCUCGGCGUCGAGGAAGACGACGUGCACGAUGCCCUUGUCGCUGGCCGCGGCGGCGAGGGGCGUGCCGUGCUUCGGAGGGGGCAGCGCCGAGGGGCCGAGCUUGUCGACCAGGCGGUACUGCGACUUGCCGCCGGCGUCCCACUCGGUGACGACGAGCUCGCCCUGGUCGUCUUGCCAGAGGACGACCCGGCGCUGGAGCUUGGCGUCCUUGACGUCGACAAAGACGGCGGCCACGUUGGACUGGCUGGAGAGGGUGUACGGCGCCUCGGUCGGCUUGUGCUGGUCGACGUGCUAGUCGACGUGCUGGUUGUCGUGCUGGUGGGUGAGGAUGAUGUCGACGGUGACGAUGAAGUGUGCGUUGCGAGCAACGAGGAGAUGAGCGCAUUUACAUCUUGGCUCGACGAUGUGUGUGUUGAUGAAGACGCCUCCGAGCUCGUAGAUGUCAACGUUAAAGUUGACUGCACCGUGGACGAAGACGCCAGAGACAAAGACGGAGAUGCAGUGCUCGGCGUCGUCGUCGCCGCAGCAUGCUGCCCUCCCGCGCCGUCGCUCCCGCCGGGAUUCCUGCUCAGCACGACCCCCAGCACCACCGCCGCGGCCACCACCACAAACGCCGCCGCGCCGACGGCCGUCCAGAAGCAGCGCCUGCGCUGGUACCACCGCGGGCCCCGCUGCUCCGAAAAAUAG
Molecule: messenger RNA, 1593 nt
Organism: Purpureocillium lilacinum
Lineage: Eukaryota; Fungi; Ascomycota; Sordariomycetes; Hypocreales; Ophiocordycipitaceae
Source: RefSeq, a predicted model, not a curated record